Messenger RNA from Didymodactylos carnosus, 621 nucleotides. NCBI's taxonomy places the organism in Eukaryota, Metazoa, Rotifera, Eurotatoria, Philodinida, Philodinidae. The record is from the annotation of a GenBank genome assembly.
AUGCACCGACAACUGGCCUCAAAGCUGCUAGAUGAAUUACUUCGGCCAUUAUUUGAUAAACAUGUUCGUUCAACUACGAUUAUUGAUGGUGUUGAUCUUAUUCGUCGUCUAGAAAUGUAUACUGCCAAAGAAUAUCGUAAAUCAACUACUUAUCUAUGUACAUUUGAUAUUUUCGACUUAUAUACGAUGAUACCGCAAGAAGAAUCAUUUAAUAUUCUUACAGAAUUUCUUCUUGAACAUGAUUAUCUAUCAACAUCGUGCGCUUCACCUUGGACUGAUAAUGAAAAUGCCUUUGUCGCCGUGCAUCAACAAUUAUUCAACAAAUCGACGACUCCUGAAUAUCAAAUAGCUUCCCGAAUAGCCAAAACAACUAUAAUCGAAUCCAAAGAUAAUAUAAAUAAUCUGUUAAUUCAAACAAAACUUGAUAAAGAAACAAAAUGGCUUACCAGUCUCAUUAUUCAUUAUACGCAUGAAAAACGACUCGCAAGCUAUAAAAAAGAUAUUCAUCAACUAUGGAAUCAAACAUUCAAACAAACACCAUUUAUCAACACAAGACGUAUUAUUGACAAUCGAAGCAGUCCAAAUAUUACAAAUCAAUUGCGACGACGUCAUCAGCCAUAA